Molecule: messenger RNA, 1017 nt
Organism: Nothobranchius furzeri (turquoise killifish)
Lineage: Eukaryota; Metazoa; Chordata; Actinopteri; Cyprinodontiformes; Nothobranchiidae
Gene: pigf
Product: phosphatidylinositol glycan anchor biosynthesis, class F
Biological process (GO): GPI anchor biosynthetic process
Cellular component (GO): endoplasmic reticulum membrane
Source: RefSeq, a predicted model, not a curated record
GUUCUUACGUCUUCGCGUUUACGGAAACGCGAAAAAGAAAUACAUAGACCUGACAGUUUCCCAAUGUUACCUUACGUUUUUUAGGUGUUUUAUUUGACUUCCCCGCAUCGUUAUCGGGUUCUUGUUGUAAAUAGUUCACGUCUUCAUCAUGUGGGACCAUGAAAUUAAAGCUAUGGCGUCUACUCACGCGAUUAUCACCGCCUCGGUGUUCAUGGCCACGGUCAUCCCCGCGGUGUUUGUCCCGGGCUUCUCAGUGUAUGGGACUCACCUGCUGUGGGUCUACGCGGUGUCCGGUACGGUGACCUGUGUCAGCGUCGCUAUCUUCUGGCUGCUCGGCAUCUCACCGCCCACCAAAAAGCACACACUGGGAUACAAGCUGUCCAGGCUGUCUCGCUCCUGUUUGUACUUCUUCCUGUCGUGUUUGUUCUUCUACACGGUGGUGGUUCUCUAUGGAGCUCCAUUGAUAGAAUCUGCUUUAGAGACAUUUUCACUUUCUAUCCUCCUGACCUCACUGACCACGCUGAGGUGCCUCUGUGUUCUUGGCCCUAACGUUCAGGCCUGGAUACGAGUGUUCAGUCGGCAUGGAGCCAUGUCAGUGUGGGACACCUGCCUGCAGAUCACAGUGGCCUGCACCCUGAUAGGAGCCUGGGUUGGAGCAUUUCCAAUUCCUUUGGACUGGGACAGGCCCUGGCAGGUCUGGCCAGUUUCCUGCAGCCUUGGCGCUAUGAUUGGCUACCUGACCGGGCUUGUUUCUGCUCCCGCCUGGAUCCACUAUCAUCGCAAACAGCUCACAUACAAGUGCAAGUGACAGACAGACACAUGACCUCCUGUCUGCGUUUGUCUGAAUGUGUUCCUUUAGGUCUGUUAUAACUUUUUACUGAUUAUUUAUUGGAGAGCGUUUGCAGUGUUUUGAGUCUGUAAGGGAUUUUGUAACAACACGAGAGGUUGUUUUGUACCUGUGCAGGCUGAACUUGUGUUUUUUUGACAUGAAUAAACCAUUCCUUAAUUAAACAUGAA